CGUGGGAGGCUUGUGCUUUUCGAAGCUAUUAUAUAUAAUGUCUGCUGUUAUGCAUACGGAUCGCUUACUCGUUGGAGUAUUUGAUGGCUUCUUCCGGUCUGCUGAUUGGAUGACACCUGUGCGGUGGUUGAUUGGAAGGCAUUCUUGCAGUCGCUCGCUCGAUAGGAUGUGACUGUGCCGCUAUGAGUCUAAUCUUCAGUUGCUAUGAUCACGAGCUGUCUGCUGCUCUUCAUGAAUGCCAAUCUCCGCCAGACUCGAGUCCGAACCUGACCCGGGAGCGUCAGCGAGGCUUCCUUCAUUCCGUACCUGGACGUGGAAGGGUUCAGUAUGCAAAUUAAGCACUCACAACGCCUACUACUUAUCAGGCACGGUAGAGGGAUUGGAUCUGGCGUCUGUGAUGAGUUUUUGCCCAGGGGGACGGCACUGUAUUGGUCGGACAGCAGCGCUGUAUCCCGAAGUCAAUCGUUCUGCAAAUCUUGCAGUGUUGCCAUUUUAUCCGAGAAAGAUAGCAUCUUCUUCCUCCUUGGUUUGUGACCGGACAGAAGUCACAAAACGCAAAUGCUUAUUGAUUUUAACAUCUUCCAGCGCGGAAAGAGAGGAAAGCGUGCACAGGCAGCUUCUACCUUGCAGGAGAACAAUCUAGCGGCAGCAAAUGGAUCGCCCAGAAAGAAUGGCUCCUCCCUCCCUGGAGCAGCACCAGUUGGCCCAGUUGCUGUCCUGCCGGAAACAGGUGAAGGAGCUGUGUCUACUCCCAAAAAGGAGGUGGUUCCCGCCUUGCAGGAGAAUUUAACAGGAAAUGGAUCACCCAGAAAGAACAGUACCUCCUUGGCUCGAGAGGGACCGGUUGGGACAGCUGCGGUGCAGGCAGAAACAAGUCAAGGGGUUGUGCAGACUUCCAGAAAAGGGAGUAGAACCGGUGAUAAGGGAGGAGCAGGAGCAGGGGGAGGAGGAGGAGGAGGAGGAGGAGGAGGCGGCAGCAAGGCCUCCUCUAGGACGGGAGGGAGUGGAAAGGGCGCUGUGCGAGGGACUGUUGUUGACAAUCCGAAGUUGUCUCCAUUGCGGCCAUUGCAGUCUGAAAGCGAGGUCAUUGCUCGCGGUGCAUCAAAUGGCCAAAAAUGGAAGAUCGGGGUCUCAGUGGGAGGAACUGCAACAAUUCCACUCAACUUGGGAGGAUUUGCUGUCCGAUGUAAAUCUUGGUUUGGAAAGGUGUCCACUCCUCGUGCCUCCAAAAAGAAAGGUGAUACAUCCCCAAAGAAAUGUGAGCGAGGAAAAUCAGACUCCUCAAGAAAGGGUUUCGGUAAAGAUGCAGUGGAAACCGCAGCAGUAGAAACUGCAGCGGCGGAAACUGGGGAAACUGGAACAGUGGAAACUGGAGCAAUGGAAACUGCAGCAGUGGAAACCGCAACAGUGGACACUGCAGCAGUGGAAACUAGAGCAGUGGACACUGCAGCAGUGGAAACCGCAACAGUGGAAACCGCAAUAGUGGACACUGCAGCAGUGAAAACUGCAGGAGUGGAGACUGCAGCAAUGGAAACUGCGUUUCCACUGUUGCGGUUUCCACUGCAGCAGUUUCCAUUGCUCCAGUUUCCACUGCUCCGGUUUCCACUGCUGCAGUUUCUAUUGCUGCGGUUUCCACUGUUGCGGUACCUCGAAGACGAAGCUGGAGCAAUGGCGCUGCAGGCCACCAACAGCCAGCAGCAGACCAUCAGCGACCAGCUGCAGACCACUGUCAGCACAGGGUUGGCACGACUGUCGGCAGUUGAGUCGACGGACAGUGCAGCGACAGACUGCAGCCCAGCUUUGGCCGCCCAAGCCAAGCAACUCGAGGAGUGGAUCAACCACGUAGUCGCAUCCCUUGGCGACAUCAACACGUUUGCUGGGACGUCUACGGUCAACAAUCAGCUGCAGACGCUUAGCGACCACGUUCAGCAACGACCGACUGUCGUCGUCAAGGAAUGGAAGAUGCCGAACUUCAAGAUUGAGAAGUUCGAUGAUUACCACAAGACCGAUCCGCUGCAGUGGUGGAUGGCAUUCAACGCGGAGGCAGACGUACAUCACAUCGAGAUCCAGCCAAGAGAGCGGUACAAAACCGCAUUCAAGACACGGUAUGGGCACUUUGAGUGGAUCGUCAUGCCUUUCGGUCUCACCAAUGCUCCGACUACUUUCCAGGUGGCUAUGACGACGAAAUUUCGCGACCUUCUCGACCGCAUCGUACUUAUCUACCUUGAUGAUAUCUUGGUUUAUAGCCGGUCGCUGGACGAGCACCUCGAGCACCUUCGCGCUGUUUUGGAACGGCUCCAUUUCGCUAAGUACAAGGCAAACCGCGACAAGUGCGAGUUUGCCCAGCAAGAGUUGGAGUACUUGGGCCAUUACGUCACGCCGCAAGGCAUUCGUCCGCUUGAGCACAAAGUACAAGCCAUUCAAGAUUGGUCGGACCUCGCGUGUACUACCGACGUCCGCUCCUUUCUUGGGUUAGCAUCAUACUACAUGCACUUCGUCAAGAGCUUCCAGCGGAUCGCUGCACCACUGUUGCGACUUCAGUCCCCCUUGGUGCCCUUCGAGUUCAACGACGAAGCCCGACACGCGUUCCAUACGCUUAAGACGACAUUGCUUCAAGCUCCCGUCUUGAGCAUCGACGACCUGACCUUGCCUACCAAAGUGACUACGGAUGCUUUCGGCUACCACAUUGGUGCGGUCUUGGAACAGCAAGACGGCACCGACUGGCAUCCGGUUGAGUACUUCAGCCAAAAGCGUUGGCGUCACUUUCUCCUUGGGCGUCGACGAUUCACGUUGGCAACGAACAACAAUCCGUUAUCUUAUUACAAGACACAAGACACGGUGAGCACCACGAUCGGUCGCUGGAUGUACUUCAUUGACCAAUUUGACUUCACCUCCAAGCAUAUUCCGGGCCCCUCGAACAAGGCGGCGGAUGCUCUCUCGCGAAGACCUGAUCUUUGCGCCUUGGUGCACUCCACAUUCGGUCUCGAAGAGGACCUGCAACAGCAAUUCGUAAACGGCUACAAGUCGGAUCCGGGAUUCUCCACACUCUACGCGGACUUAUCAUCGGAUCACCCGCCGGCAAGCAAUUACCGCAUUGCCGACGGUUACUUGCUUCUCCAUACGCGAGGCAAGGAUUUGCUGUGUGUUUCCCAAGACCGCAUCUUGUGCACUCGCCUCCUUGGCGAAUACCACGAUUCGCGGCUGGCGGGACACCUUGGCGUCGCACGCACUCUUGCAAGACUCCGCCAGCGAUUCCACUGGUCGGACAUCAUCAGCGACGUCAACCGGUACAUUCAGUCAUGCGCAGUUUGCCACCGGAACAAAGGGCGCCCUCAACUCCCGUACGGCGAACUGAAACCAUUGCCAAUUCCUCGGGAACCAGGUCUCUCCCUUGCUAUGGAUGUGACCGGUCCUUUCCCUCGCGAUCGCCUUGGCCAUGAUGGUAUUCUCACGGUCGUUGACCGUUUGAGCAAGUACGCUCGAUUUCUUCCAUGCAAGUAUCAUGCGACGGCUCCCGAGCUCACACGACUUUUGCAUACCGGCUGGUUUUGCAGCCACGGCGUUUCGGAAAACAUCGUCAGCGAUCGCGACACUCGUUUCAUGUCAGCCUUUUGGACGACACUCAUGGUGGAAUCCGGCACCAGCAUGAUACCGAGUUCAGCAGGGCAUACCGGCUGGUUUUGCAGCCACGGCGUUCCGGAAGACAUCGUCAGCGAUCGCGACACUCGUUUCAUGUCAGCCUUUUGGAUGGCACUCAUGUUGGAAUCCGACACCAACAUGAUACCAAGUUCAGCACCGCAUCCUCGAACGGAUGGGCAAACGGAACGUGCACGCCAGACUGCACAGAUGAUGCUCCGCACACUCAUCUGCCCGGAUCAGAAGGACUGGGUUGACCGCCUUCCCGACAUCGAGUUUGCCUACAACACUUCAGUGCACUCGGCGAUUGGCGUGACUCCAUUCGAGUUGCAUCACGGUGGACGAAAAGGCCGUAUCUUCGCAGAGAUUUUGCUUCCACGGACUGUCGACAUCAAUGUCGCUUGCUCCCCCGCUUCUACACGGAAGUACAGGGAACUGCUGGCCAAAGCCCGCACAAACAUGCAAAAGGCUCAGGUCCGUAUGCAGCAGCAAGCAAAUUGGCGUGGCAUCCCAUGUCCAAUCCACGCCGGCGACCUUGUUUGGGUCACCUCCGAGGAAUUCGCGCUCGAGCAGCACGUCUCGCGCAAGUUCCUCCCUAAGCGGUGUGGUCCAUGGAAGGUCACUUCAGCAGCUGGCGACGACCCCGCGGGCAUCGGGUCGUCUAAGUCAUUUGGUUCAGAUGUGCACCGCAAGAUGCAUGGCUUGCAUGAUGAUGCAAGCCAAGUCUGUGAGUCCCCGGAAACCGCUCCGGGCUCGCAGCGACAUAGCAAAGCGCCCAAGAAGCGGUCUAAGGUGAAGAAUCGCAGUCGGGAGAUAAACGAUGAUCGAAUGGUGUCGUCUUCGUCAAAGAUGACCCAGGAACCAACACAUCCUGACCGGGUUUGCCGGCCACCCGGCACCAGACCUGAACAGGCUGUAUCGCCUCUCUCCCAGUAUGUGUCGCCUGUGGCUGUCCUGAAUGAUGAGUAUCCAGCGGUUGAUGCUGGUGUCGAUGCUGAUGACAGCGAGUUAUGGGCGAGGAUUGCAGACUUGGUUGGUAGCUGGGUAUUGCCCUCUCAAUCGCUGAAUGAGUGCUCUGUACAUGCAUCAUCUGCAUCUUCUUGUAAUGGCGUCAGUUUCCCAGCUUGCAGGGGCCCACAUGAUGCUGUGGACUGGGCCAGCGUGGUGCACCGCAAUGUGGACCUGUCAUCCCAAGGCAGCAAGGGAAAGCAACCGGGACAACUUGUUCCCUCCACUCCUCAGCCUAGGCUUGUCGUUGGUUCCGCCGGCGUGAGUGCAGCCAUAGUUUCCAGCACUGAUGCAGCAGAUAUGGUGGGGUUUGUGCCCCCCUCAGUUGCUGUGUCAGGUCUUUCGCCCUUGUCCUUCAGUUCUGAACAGGCCAUGAACAGCAGUGUAAGGACAGAUCGGGGACUGGACAGCGAGAACUGGAAUAAGGUCAGGACUGUUGGGGAAUGGAAACCGGGACUCAUUGUCGGGGCAUGCAGUAAACGGGGAGGUUCAGCUUGUCUAGCACCUGCAGGUGAUGUUGUUGUUACAGAUGAGGCCCAUGUGGGACUACCUGCUGAUGAAGAUGGAGGCAGCAUUGAUAAGCCUGUUGAUGAUGAGAUUCGACCACAUGAUAAAUUUAACAGUCAAUCUACUAUUGAGGUCAGCUCUGGCGAAGUGGCCUCCUUGAGGCCAUUGUCAGAUGAUGGUGAGGAUUUAUCAGAUGGUUGUGUCUCGCCUCUCUGUCAUCCAGGAAAGAUUGGGCAAUUCUCGCUCGACGUUCCAGGUCUGAAACCCCUGAGAGAAUUGGGGGAGGAGGAAGGGAGCGUUUUCCAGAGCACCUGCAGGAGCCAUGACAAGAAGCCGAAGGAGAGUUUGUCGUCAAUUCUCAACAAGGCGUUGACCUUCAGAGAAUGGGAUGGAAAGAGUUCCCCUUGUAUGGUCCAGGAUAAGGUGAGAAGAUCUUAUAGCUUGUCGAAGACCAUCGGCAAGCAACAUCACCAGUAUGCGGAUGAAUACAACAUAGAUGCGGCAGUCGAUCUCCACAGCGAGUAUUAUGAUGACGAUGAGGGUGAUGGGGAAGUUGAUGAUGCUGUGUUCGAUCCCGACAGUAUUCCGCCGUCAGCAUUGGACGUGAACACGUGUCGUGAUUUGUACAAUCAAGACGAUUUCGAAAUGAAGGGUAUUGUUAGCCUGCAGGGCUCCUCGAUGAGUGACUGGGAGGAGAUGAUUGCUGCAGAUGACUAUAACGGAGAGGUUAUUGAUGAUUGUGCAACGAGUGGAGUUCAGCAUAUGUGCAGCAAGCCUGCAAGGGCUAUAUCCUCUGAGUUAGGAGAGAGGAGUGACGAGCAAAGUGGAACAACAGGCUCUAUUGUAAGCGACCAGCGUCGAUGCCAGUUGCCAUCCGAUGAUGUCCUUCUUGAAAGGUGUGCAAAUGAUAAUGCGACAAUAGACGCUAGUGAACCCUUUGUACUUGGUACAAGAGUACGUAGGGUCUCAGAUGGAGUAGAGGAACUGGCAAUGGCUGUCCUUGCAAUGGCAGCAGAAGACGGGUGGUCAAUCGCGGAUGGCCUCCAGACGUCUACGCCCGGACAUGGGGCUGCUGCACUUUCCGAUGACAUGUCUGAGACGGAUGACACUGAUGGGGCCUACCCUGAACGAAUGUGUGCAGACGCAUUUUCUGCCUGUGGUGGGGACGAAGAUGAAGAAAUGCACGAUGGGGGCUUAGAUGUUGCAAGUACUUUUCAAACAGGGAAUGUUAUCGGAACAGAACGAAUGGACACCGAGUCGGCAGGAGAAGUGGAGCAAGGGGAGUGGAACGGAAGCGACUCGUCUUAUGAGCUUCCAGAGGUGGUUGUCAAAGCGCGAAAGAGGGCACCGCAGGAUUGGGUGGUGGUUGGGAUGGGUAACGACCUGGGGGGGCACGCAAGUAAGACAAAGAGGGAUCUGUCCAUUUAUGCCGAAAGGACCGGGGAGAGUCCUUUUAUCCGUCCGCUCUCCCGAGAAGCGAUACAGAAUAUUCUGGGAGAUGCAUGCACAAAGUUGGUAUUCUACUCUACUUCAAUGCGGGCUGUACGAAAGACGUUUGACGGUUGUCAGGAGGUUCGACAGAUACUGAAAUGCCACGCCGUGGAAGUCGACGAGAGAGAUGUCAGCAUCGACUCUGGCUACCGGGAAGAACUGAGGAAGCUGUUGGGGGUGCGAACCAUUCAGCUCCCACAGGUCUUCAUCAAGGGUCGUUACAUUGGUGGCCUUGAAGAGGUCCAUCAGAUGAAUGAAACAGAGGAAUUGACUGCUCUGCUGGAGGGUAUGCCAAGACGAUCCCCUUAUGACCUCUGUGAAGGCUGCGCUGAUCUUCGCUUCCUUGUGUGCACCGCUUGCCAUGGAAGCCGGAAGGUUAUCCUUCCUGACUUGUCGACAGAGCGGUGCUCUAACUGCAAUGAGUAUGGACUUGAAAGGUGCCCUAUCUGUAACCACAGUUAGGGCCUCGCUCCACUACACAGCACGCUACAUGUACCUGGACAACAUCGGGACCAAAUACAUGCGGACUGGUCCAAUAUUUUGCAUAUAUCAAGAUUCAAGACCAUUACAGGCUCCAGAUGCAUUUGGAAUGUUGUGCACUGGAACGACCCUUAGGCACAGGGCUUACGUCUUCUGUCACACCACAGUCUAGUCUGCAAAUAUGCUAGCUAUCCGCCACAGACAGACACACACACACACACACACACACACACACACACACACACACACACACACACACACACACACACAGAGAGAGAGAGAGAGAGAGAGNACACACACACACACACACACACACACACACACACACAGAGAGAGAGAGAGAGAGAGAGAGAGAGAGAGAGAGAGAGAGAGAGAGAGAGAGAGAGGUUGUAUUAUGUUGACACACACAUUUCAAGGGAGAUUGAGUGCCUGUAUAGCUAGAUGACGGCUUUGGUGGGCACUAGCAAUUACUAGAAAAAGGAAAGGAAAGCGGCGCAAGGUCAGUCUGACGACUCUGACCCCAAUAUCUCCCAAUGGAAGAGCUUGUAAGCUGGUGUCCUGAGAUAGAUACCCAACAUCAGACUGCGGGUCAGCGCAUACGUGCCUAGGUAUCCUGAAGUGAUACCCUUACAGACCCAGCAUAGCCCCCGCAUAGAAGCAAUAUACGACCCUCUAGCAGCUUGAUAGCAUGAGUAUAGCACCCUCAGAAUAGCACCCCAAGUAUAGCACCCCCAGAAGAUCACCCCAGGUAUAGCACGCCCAGAAUAGCACCAUCAUAGCACCCCAGAAUAGCUACCAGUAUAGCACGAGGAUUCAUACAAGGCUCCACCAUCAAGCUGUUGUGUAACCUGUGGCAUACUGAUGAUACGCAUCGGGAACACAAGCUUGUACAGCACUGGGUGAUGGUGCAGUCAGCCUUCUCCAAGCUGGGCAUCAAGCAAGCAAGCUGCGGAAUUGAAAAGCAAAUGGUUUGGAUCAUCAAGCCCAUAAGGUGACGACGGAAGGAACGGUCAAUGACGCUUGCUGGGGGAGUGGGUUCUGUUUCUCUCUGUUUGUUCUUGUCCUUUGGUGUCUAUGUCAGCCUCCUGAUGAGUCGGUGAAACUCCGACGAAACAGUUUGUCACAGCCCCUCGUUUGUUGUCCUCUUCUCUCUCUCUGCCUACGGUUUACCGGGCAGUUCUGUUUGUGACGAUAUAUACAGUGAUAUAUAUGAUAGAGAAUAUCAUAUAUGCAUCGAUCAUUAGAUAAAUAGUAGAUACUACAUAGACAGAUAGAUAGAUAGAUAGAUAGAUAGAUGGAUAGACUGAUUGUUAUACCCAUGUGUUAGGGAUCUGCAAACUUGUCUGCCUGUAUUUGACUGCCUUCACACUCAUUAUACAGAACUACACUACAUGUGGGCAUUUGUGGGGGUCGUUAAAUCUUUCUUCCCGUGUCCGACCGCCCAUUACUCAUUAUAAAGAGGGACACCACUACAUGUGGGGUCAUUAUAUCUUUCUGCCUGUUCGACUGCCCAUUACUCAUUGUAGACAGGUACACUACUACAUGUGGGGGUCGUCAAAUCUUUAUUAUCGGAUGAUUGGGGAUACCGUUAUCUAGUCAUGCACGUCCAGAUACACGGAUUUACGCUAUAUGGCAUUUGCGCUGAGUGUUGCGCCCAUGGCAGUUGCUGCGGGGGGUGCAGCUGCGGCAAAACAUCGACAUGGAGAACAGGAGUUGUGUUGUUGACUUAGGCACAGAACAGUGCAAUCGCAGCGCUUUGCACAUCCGGCUACACGUUUGAGAAAUUUAGAGUCUGAAUUCUGUGCAAGUUUUGUGUUUCAGUUGGCUCCGGAUGUUCCAGCUACAGCAUUUGCUCUGAGUGUUGCGGCCAUGGCAGUUGCUGCGGGGGCUUCAGCUGCGGCAAAAUAUCGAUAUGGAAAAGAGGAGUUGUGUUGUUGACCUAGGCACAGAACAGGGUAAUUGCAGCGCUAUGCAGCAGUCGAUGAUCUUUGAUCGCUGGGCAAUGCACCUGGGCAGCCAGCACUUUUCCAUCCUGACUGGGAAUGCCAGGCUUCCAAGGGCGCCAGAGUACAAGUCAGAAGGGGAGAUGCCAGUUGCAAAAGUAAGGGGCUUAGAAAGAAAAAGAGGUAACAGACAUCAGACAUACUUGUGCUUAGAGAUGGCACAGGUAAUAGAGAAUACUUGCGCUUUUGUUUUCUUGUAAUUGUUGCUGAAUAUCACUGAAUAACAUGAAAACUAUGAGGCCAUCUGGCUGCACGUCUGCGAAGCAGACGGACUUGAGAGGGGCCUCGUAGGUUUGGCUGACGUGGCGUAGAAACACAUUUGAUGAUGACAACAAUUAAUGAGCCCCGUGACAUGUCUUCAUUGUCUUGUUGUAAUCAUUGUUGUUUUUUGAUGGGUGUAAUCAGUCAGCACUUGAUGCUGCACCCCUGCAGAAAGUGGGUGAGUUUAGGGAGGGGGGCGGGGGAGGGGGCAGGAGAUUGACUGAUGAUGCCUACGGAGGCACAUCUGCUGACGGUAACGCCAAAUAUUCGAUAAAGUCUAAAACAAUAAAAAAAAUGAUUUUUAUUCAUUUUUAACCAUUUAAACUACAUUUUAUGAUUUCCAUCCGUUCCGCCGGAAGUUUGGAACAGGCCGAACUCUACCUUCCCCCUUCCCGUUCCCAUCCCUAUCCCCCGCAAAAACGAACAAGGGAGAAGGAGAAGGAUGCUCAGGAUGGGCUGAACACCAGAGAAGCAACUCACUUGGGAAAACUCUUUUUGAGGAAUGUCUUGCAGGCACACGCUGAUGUCAACGGGUUUUGGAAAUUUUGGAUCUAGCAUAUUAUGAUGCUUAUGCAUGAGCCUGGCAACGUGCAAGACGACAAUGAGUUGGUGCGAGUUGAGCGACUUCCGGGGGCUUCAAAAGGCAACCAUCUGGUGAAAGGUGAUCUCCUUGCCUCUAGUGUAA
This is a messenger RNA of Chara braunii, 10071 nucleotides long. The record is from the annotation of a GenBank genome assembly. NCBI's taxonomy places the organism in Eukaryota, Viridiplantae, Streptophyta, Charophyceae, Charales, Characeae.